UUCUUAAAAACGAACAAAAUCGAUGUAUUAAGUGCUGACUAUAACUCUAACUAUGGACCAUAAAAGAAAGAGAGGGUGUGGAUAACAUAGAAGGAGGGAAAUGAAGAGCUGGGGAUAAUCGGAUGUGGUUUUGGAUUUCCUCGUCGUGUUAUUGAUGGAGAUAUAUAUGUACGUGUCCAAGUGUCUCCUAGCCAUCCUGUCAAAAAGAAAUUUGGAACUUCCAUGCACGUACGUACGUCCAUGUGGUGUGGUGGUGCCAGUUGUUUGCUACAUCGUUUUCAGGUUACAGUCGAGAGAGAGAGAUCGGAGAUAUUAUUGGCCUCGGAGUUUUUUAUUCGGAUCGUUUGGGGUUUAUGCCGAUCCAGAAGAAAUAAAAACAUCAUACGAUUUUUAUGGUGAUAGAUAGUGUUCUUUCUUGGGCUUUUGGCCUGCAUAUCCAAAACAAAGCACGGUAUAUCGAUAUGGAUCAAAUUGGUACAUGCAAAAGUGACGUAACUCGGAGUGACAGAGACCGAACUACCUCAACAAGACAGCAGCCCAGAUUGUUAAGAAUCUGGGCCUCUCAAGUCGUGCGAACCAUAUCCAUAAGACGAUAAACAAAUGGGGAUUUCCGGAUAGCACGCACAAGUGGGUGGGACCUCGAAAUCGUUGGCAGGAUGGCUCUCCAUUUCCAGCCCCAAUCUUCUUCCAAUCUUUCUCUGCUCUGUAUGUCACUCUCCAAAAACCAAGGAAAUUUCAAGUAGGAGAGAGAGAUUGUUCAACGUUUAGUUGAGCAAUGGAGACCCUAAUUAUACCCUGCAACUCUUGCACUCCUGCGCCAAUCCCAUCCAAACUAGGCAACCAAUCCAACUUCUCACCCAAAUCCACACUCUCUUUCGCCGAAAAACCACACCCAAAAGUUGCAGACUCUUACUUGAAUUACCUUCGCAAAAAUGGGCGCCUUAGCGAGGCCAUAACAGCUCUUGAUUCCGUUGCUCAACGCGGGUCCAAGGUAAAGCCCAAAACCUAUCUUAAUCUGUUACAGUCUUGCAUUGAUGCGAAUUGUAUUCACUUGGGUCGGAAGCUACAUGCACGUAUUGAUUUAGUCGAGGAGGUGAACCCGUUCGUGGAGACCAAGAUCGUGGGCAUGUAUGCUAAAUGUGGGUGCUUGGAUGAUGCGCGUAAAGUGUUUUAUGAAAUACGUGAGAAAAACUUGUACACUUGGUCGGCGAUGAUUGGUGCCUGUUCGAGAGAGCAGAGAUGGAGGGAAGUGGUGGAACUUUUCUUUGAUAUGAUGAAAGGUGGUUUUGUCCCUGAUAGUUUUUUGUUCCCAAAGAUCUUGCAGGCAUGUGCGAAUUGCAGGGAUUUUGGGACUGGGAAGCUGAUACAUUCCUUGGUUGUUCGUUGUGGGAUGAGUCGUUGCUUGCGCGUUAACAAUUCAAUUUUGGCUGUAUAUGCAAAGAGCGGGAAAUUGAGUUCUGCGAGGAGGUUUUUCGAAAACAUGGAUGAGCGGGAUAGGGUGACUUGGAAUGCAAUCAUAUCUGGGUAUUGCCAGAAGGGUGAUAACGAGGAAGCUCGUAGAUUGUUUGAUGCAAUGCGUGAAGAAGGGGUUGAACCAGGCUCAGUGACUUGGAACAUAUUGAUUGCUAGUUAUAACCAGUUAGGGCAUUGCGACGUUGCCAUGGAACUGAUGAGGAAGAUGGAUAGUUUUGGAAUAACUCCCGAUGUCUUUACUUGGACUUCUAUGAUUUCGGGGUUUGCUCAAAACAACAAGAGAAGUCAGGCGUUGGAUUUGCUGAAGGAUAUGCUUUGGGAAGGGGUUGAACCAAAUGGGGUUACGCUUACAAGUGCAAUUUCAGCUUGUGCGUCUCUGAAAUCGCUAGACAAGGGAAUGGAAAUCCAUUCUAUUGCUGUUAAGAAGGGUUUAAUAUGUGAUGUAUUGGUUGGAAAUUCACUUGUUGACAUGUAUUCCAAGUGUGGAGACUUGGAAGCAGCACAACAAGUCUUUGAUAUGAUCUUAGAGAAAGAUGCAUACACUUGGAACUCAAUGAUCGGAGGAUAUUGCCACACUGGCUACUGUGGUAAAGCCCAUCUUCUCUUUAUGAAAAUGAAGGAAUCUGGUGUACCACCUAAUGUUGUCACGUGGAAUGUGAUGAUCUCGGGAUUUAUACAGAAUGGAGAUGAGGAUCAAGCCAUGGACCUGUUUCACAUGAUGGAGAAGGAUGGGAAAAUUAGGCGUAAUACAGCUUCAUGGAAUUCUCUUAUUGCUGGUUACCUGCAUAUUGGGGAAAAGAACAAAGCGUUUGGAAUAUUUAGACAAAUGCAGUCUUCCUUUGUUAUUCCCAACUCAGUCACAAUUUUAAGUGUCCUACCUGCGUGUGCAAAUUUAGUUGCGGGGAAGAAGGUAAAAGAAAUCCACAGUUGUGUGAUCCGUAGAAACUUGGAGACCGAACUUUCUAUAGCAAAUUCACUUAUUGACACUUAUGCGAAGUCGGGGAAUAUAGCCUAUUCAAGAACAAUAUUUGAUGGAAUGUCUUCCAAAGACAUCAUCACCUGGAACUCAUUGAUUGGUGGUUCUGUUUUACAUGGUUAUGCAGAUAAUGCACUUGAUCUGUUUAAUCAGAUGAAGAAGCUCGGAUUCAGACCCAAUAGAGGUACCUUUGUGAACGUUAUCUUUGCCUACAGUCUUGCUGGAAUGGUGGAUGAGGGGGAGAAAGCUUUUUCUAGCAUCACUGAAGAGUUUCAAAUUAUACCAGCUUUGGAGCAUUAUUCAGCUAUGGUAUGCCUGUAUGGCCGUGCAGGGAGGCUUUCAAAGGCAAUGGAGUUUAUUGAAGAUAUGCCCAUUGAACCUGAUUCCUCUACUUGGGCUGCCUUACUCACUGGCUGUAGGAUUCAUGGAAAUAUUGGCUUGGCAAUUCGUGCAGGAGAAAGUUUGCUUGACUUAGAACCGGGGAAUAUCCUGAUUCACGAGUUAAUUCUCGAGGCAUAUGCUUUAUGUGGGAAGUUUGGGGAUGCUUCCAAAACGAGAAAGCUUGAAACAGAGAAUGCAUCAAAAAAUUCUCUAGGGCAAUGCUGGAUUGAAGUUAGAAACAUAGUCCAUACGUUUCUUGCGGGUGAUCAAUCCUCAGAUGUGCUAUAUCAUUGGAUACAAAGAAUACAAGAUAAAGUUAAGGGACAUGAUAUUCAACAUGGGCUUUGCAUUGGGGAGGAAGAGAGGGAAGAGAUUGGUGGAGUUCAUAGUGAAAAACUUGCAUUUGCUUUCGCCAUGGUAGGCUUUAAUGCACCUAAAGUUAUAAGGAUCGUAAAAAACCGGAGAAUGUGUGAUGAUUGCCACAGGACAGCCAAAUAUAUCUCUGCGGCAUAUGGAUCAGAAAUAUACUUGAACGACUCACAGUGUUUCCACUAUUUUAAAAAUGGUCAUUGUUCUUGUAAGGAUUAUUGGUAGAGUUGGAAUACAAACUGUUGAAGUCCCCAGAUCUGCUUCAUCAAAAUCAUAGAGGCUUUUUGGAGGGUUCAAAAUUUCUUUAAGCUGUCAUGGUUCUUGUAAUGACAUGAUGGAGAUUCACUUUGUAUUCACAUUCAGGCAAUUUCUGACCAGGAGAUAUGCUUCCAAAUGUCCAUAUACUUAAUUGGUAAGAAUUGCAUUCGCGAUUGGCUUUUGCACUGUGAAUUCUUGACCUUGUCACUAUGAGCAGGUAUAUUUUGAGAAAUAGUUCUUUCACUGGUCUGUAGCGAUCGCUGCCAAGGAAGAUAAUGCUUUCUUCAAUAGGCGUAGUUUCAAGGGUUCUAUCAUCUAUGUUCUCAGAAGUUCCAAAAUGGUAUCCACUGAUCAUGAAUGAAGCCCUCACGUCCUGCGUUGCAUCUCUUGCAGCCGUUGGAUCGAGACUUGUCAAUUAGAAGAAUGUGAAUCUGUGAUGCCCGCUUCCUUUCUUGUUAGUAACAGGUGGCACGUCCUAAAUUGACCAUUUGUACUCCAAACUGUCACAGUUUAAUAAUUUGCAUUUCUAUUUAAGAUUUAAAUAUUGAAGUAAAUGAAAAAAAAAAGGUCCGCUUUGCAACGGUCGGGCUAAUAAACGU
Molecule: messenger RNA, 4056 nt
Organism: Juglans regia (Persian walnut)
Lineage: Eukaryota; Viridiplantae; Streptophyta; Magnoliopsida; Fagales; Juglandaceae
Product: pentatricopeptide repeat-containing protein At1g19720
Exons: 4
Coding region: 776-3424 (882 amino acids)
Biological process (GO): RNA modification
Molecular function (GO): protein binding; RNA binding; zinc ion binding
Source: RefSeq, a predicted model, not a curated record